AUAGAAAAGUCAGGCGACGGCUUCAAGUCUACAAGAACACAAUUUUGUCACCAACUUCAAACACCCUAUAAAACCUCCCCUAAAACUCUCCCCUUUUUCCACCGCCACCAUCACCAGCACGACUCUUUCUCUCUGCUUAAGCAUCAAAACACGCACACAAACUUCUUUACAUUCGCAUAACUGACAAGUUUCUUUCUUUCCCUUAACUACAUGAACGUGUAAUGGGCAACCUAUGCACUUGUUUCUCACCCAAAACUCCUGUAAAAACCAAGAAACCCACCAAACGUUUACAGGGUAACUCGCAAACAGCACCCAAUUCAAGCAACAGGUGGACCCGGGUCCGAUCAACUCGAAAAGACACCCAUGAUGCAUUGAUUCACGAACAGGCUUUAGCUGCAGCAAUUCUGUUUCGGCAGCACCAGCAACAAAACGGUUCCGAUUCCGGGUCAUUUCCUUUUGAUCGCUCCAUUUCGUUAAGAUACCCAAAUGGUUCGGGGUCAAAAAAGACUCAGUUGCCUCGGAGCUCUAGUUCUAGAGCCCGGUCACUUACUGACCCAUUAUUGCAGCCUCAUCAGCUUGUUAACCGGGAUAUUAAGCUUGAUGAUCUUGAUACCAACCACUUUGUUCUUGUCCAUGGAGGCGGCUUUGGUGCCUGGUGCUGGUACAAAACUAUAGCACUUCUGGAAGAGGGUGGUUUCAAAGUUACUGCCAUAGACUUAGCUGGCUCUGGGAUUCAUUCUUUUGAUACAAAUGGCGUCACCAGCCUUUCUCAAUAUGUGAAGCCACUUACUGAUUUUCUUGACAAACUUGCUGAUGGGGAGAAGACAAUAUUGGUGGGGCAUGACUUUGGGGGUGCUUGUAUAUCAUAUGCAAUGGAGUUGUUUCCUCAUAAAGUUUCAAAGGCCAUUUAUGUUGCUGCAGCAAUGUUGACUAAUGGACAAAGUACUCUUGAUAUGUUCUCCCAGAAGGCUGUUUCAAGUGAUUUAAUGCAACAGGCACAAAUAUUUGUGUAUGCAAAUGGGAAUAAUCAUCCUCCAACUGCUAUUAAUCUGGACAAGUCACUAUUGAGAGAUUUGUUGUUCAAUCAAAGUCCUGGCAAGGAUGUGGCGUUGGCAUCUGUUUCAAUGAGGCCAAUUCCCUUUGCGCCGGUUUUGGAGAAGCUUACUCUUUCUGACUUCAAGUAUGGAACUGUGAGGAGGUUUUAUAUAGAAACUUCCGAAGAUAAUGCCAUACCUAUUACAUUACAAGAAAGCAUGAUAAACUCUAGCCCCCCAGAAAAAGUAUUUCGUUUAAAAGGUGCUGAUCACUCACCCUUUUUCUCAAAGCCUCAAGCCCUACACAAGUUAUUGGUAGAGAUAUUGAAGAUCCCUUCAACUUGAAACUUGAAAGUUUUUGGGUAUUGUAUAACACUCUCAAAGUUCUCUUCCAUAGAGCUUCAUUCAGAUGGCACGGGAUUGCUAUUCUGGUCGAUCUUCUCUGCCACUCAUUAAAGAAAGGAUUCUGGGUAGCUAUGUACAUGCACAUAGCAUUAGAUAUUGCCAUCAAUGCGUAAUUCCCACAAAAUUUUUCUAGAAUCUAGUGUCAGAGCAGCAUAAUGCAUAUGUUCAUAUCCUCGGUCUCUCUUACUCAUGCAGCAUGCGAGCGCGCGCCUUUCCUCGUGCUCUUUAUGUUUUUCUUAUCCGAUUUUAGAUUUUUUCCCCUCCCAAUAAAAGAAUGUUGAUAUUUAUGUUAGUGAAAUUUUGAAGUUACAGAAUUGGAAAAGAAAACAAGCUGUAACUGAGAUUGUUUCCUUUUAACGUUGGUUUUUGCUAUUCUUAACUGAAUACGAUGAAUUGAAGUCCGGUCCUUCUUUGGGCUUAUUGUGCUA
Molecule: messenger RNA, 1867 nt
Organism: Populus trichocarpa (black cottonwood)
Lineage: Eukaryota; Viridiplantae; Streptophyta; Magnoliopsida; Malpighiales; Salicaceae
Product: putative methylesterase 11, chloroplastic
Exons: 5
Coding region: 222-1379 (385 amino acids)
Molecular function (GO): methyl jasmonate esterase activity; methyl indole-3-acetate esterase activity
Source: RefSeq, a predicted model, not a curated record